Molecule: messenger RNA, 249 nt
Organism: Dovyalis caffra
Lineage: Eukaryota; Viridiplantae; Streptophyta; Magnoliopsida; Malpighiales; Salicaceae
Source: the annotation of a GenBank genome assembly
AUGCGAGUACGUUCACGGAAACAAGUUGCUGGGGCCAUCUUUGAGACUUCACCAACGCCAAUGAAGAUGAUUCAAAACACAUUAUUUGAACUAGGAAUAUUAGCUGCACGUUUCAUGUAUUUGCGGUUUGAUCAUCUUGAGACCAAGCUUCGCACUGGGCCCACCAGGCCAGGAUCAACUCCUUUAGAACUAAAAGAGUUUAUUGGGCCCAUUUGGACAGUAUCUACUCCUUUGGAACUGAAAGAGUGA